Lactuca virosa is the source of this 1952-nucleotide messenger RNA. NCBI's taxonomy places the organism in Eukaryota, Viridiplantae, Streptophyta, Magnoliopsida, Asterales, Asteraceae. The record is from the annotation of a GenBank genome assembly.
GGGGGAGACAUCGCAGAGGACGGAAAAUGAGAAGAAGCUUUGCAGGCGGUUGUAUUAUGGUACGUAAUGGAGUUUACUGCAGUUCUUCGUGCUCUUCUAUCUGUGAACCCACAGCAACCUACUCUUCGAAUUCAGCAACGACAUCAGGGCAGCAGCCUUCCAAUCGGAAUCAUUGUUCCUCCAUUUCAUCAGAUGCAUCUGUGAAUGGGACCCUUCAGCGGAGAAACAUAGAGGGCUCAUUCUCCUCAACAGCAAAACCCCAUAUCGAGGAUAAUCGAUGGUUAGGGCUAAUUCGUCUUGACAAGAAACCCGAAGGCACUUCCAAUGAUCAACCCCAUGAUGAAUUUUCAGGUGAUGUUGAGAAGAUUUACAGAAUCUUAAGGAAAUUCCACUCACGUGUUCCAAAAUUAGAACUUGCUUUACAAGAAUCCGGUGUUAUUAUCCGCUCAGGAUUAACCGAACGUGUGGUGAAUCGUUGUGGUGAUGCUGGAAACUUAGGAUACAGGUUCUUUGUUUGGGCAUCAAAACAACCUGGUUACACUCACAACCAUGACAUAUACAAAUCCAUGAUCAAAAGUUUAGGAAAAAUGAGACAAUUUGGUGCAGUAUGGGCGCUUCUUGAGGAAAUGAGAAAAGAAAACCCACAGCUUAUAACCCCACAAGUGUUUGUUGUAUUAAUCAGAAGGUUUGCUUCUGCUAGACUGGUGAAAAAAGCAGUCGAGGUGCUCGAUGAAAUGCCUAAGUAUGGCUGUGAGCCUGAUGAAUAUGUGUUUGGGUGUUUGUUAGAUGCAUUGUGUAAGAAUGGGAACAUCAAAGAAGCUGCUUUACUUUUUGAAGACAUGAGAAUGAGAGAAGCCGGUUUUGACCCCGACAUUGUUGUCUACAACAAUUUGCUCAACGGGUAUGCAGUUGCAGGUAAAAUGGUGGAUGCUUUUGACCUUUUGAAAGAAAUGAGAAAAAAAGGUUGUGAUCCAAACGCGACUUCUUUCACCAUUUUGAUACAAUCACUUUGUGGUCAAGAGAAAAUGGAGUCUGCAAUGCAGGUGUUGAUGGAAAUGGAGAGGUGUGGAUGUGAGGCGGAUGUUGUUACUUACACUACAUUGAUAAGUGGGUUUUGUAAAUGGGGGAAGAUUAAAAAGGGUUAUGAGAUAUUAGAUCACAUGAUUCAAAAAGGACAUACCCCAAAUCAAACGACUUAUUUACAUAUUUUAAAUGCUCAUGAAAAGAAAGAUGAAUUGGAAGAAUGUUUAGAGCUUGUGAACGAGAUGCAAAAGAUCGGUUUGUUUCCAGAUGUUAACAUCUGCAAUACGAUUAUUCGUUUGGCUUUCAAGUUAGGGGAUGUUAAAGAAGGGGUUCGAGUCUGGAAUGAGAUGGAACGGAAUGGAAUCAGCCCCGGAAUUGACAAUUUUGUGAAUAUGAUUCAUGGGUUAAUAGGUCAAGAAUGUUUGGUUGAAGCUUGUGAUUAUUUUAAAGAAAUGGUGGGAAGAGGUUUGUUUUGUGUUCCUCAAUAUGGGCUUAUGAAGGAUCUUUUGAAUUCGUUACUAAGAGGUGAUAAGAUUGAAGUGAGUAAAGAUGUUUGGAGUUGUAUUAUUAAUAAAGGGUGUGAGGUUAAUGUUUAUGCAUGGACGAUUUGGAUACAUGCACUAUUUUCAAAAGGGUAUGUGAAGGAUGCGUGUGGUUAUUGUUUGGAGAUGAUGGAUGCUGGAGUGAUGCCACAAGCGGAUACUUUUGCAAAGCUUAUCAAGGGGUUGAGGAAGCUUUAUAACAGACAGAUUGCUGUUGAGAUUACAGAGAAGGUGAGGGAGAUGGCUGCUGAGAGGAAAAUAAGUUUUAAAAUGUAUAAAAGGAGAGGUGAGAGGGAUUUGAAAGAGAAAGUUAAGGCUAAAAAUGAUGGGAGGAAAAGAAGGGCUCGUCGACGUAGGUGGGGCCAUGCUAAAGCUGGUUCCAUAUGA